Molecule: messenger RNA, 2074 nt
Organism: Myotis brandtii (Brandt's bat)
Lineage: Eukaryota; Metazoa; Chordata; Mammalia; Chiroptera; Vespertilionidae
Gene: ESR1
Product: estrogen receptor 1
Exons: 8
Coding region: 40-1563 (507 amino acids)
Biological process (GO): steroid hormone receptor signaling pathway; regulation of DNA-templated transcription
Cellular component (GO): nucleus
Molecular function (GO): sequence-specific DNA binding; zinc ion binding; DNA-binding transcription factor activity
Source: RefSeq, a predicted model, not a curated record
GCGCGGAGCCGGUCUGCACCUUGCCCGCGGCCGCUGACCAUGACCAUGACCCUCCACACCAAAGCGUCCGGCAUGGCCCUGCUGCACCAGAUCCAAGGGAACGAACUGGAGCCCCUGAACCGCCCGCAGCUCAAGAUCCCUCUGGAGCGACCGCUGGGCGAGGUGUACGUGGACGGGGGCAAGCCCGCCGUCUACAACUACCCGGAGGGCGCCGCCUACGACUUCAAGCCAAAUUCAGAUAAUCGGCGCCAGGGUGGCAGAGAGAGAUUGGCCAGCAGCGGUGACAAGGGCAGCAUGGCCGUGGAGUCUGCCAAGGAGACCCGCUACUGUGCAGUGUGCAAUGACUACGCCUCAGGCUACCAUUAUGGAGUCUGGUCCUGCGAGGGCUGCAAGGCCUUCUUCAAGAGAAGUAUUCAAGGACAUAAUGACUACAUGUGUCCGGCUACCAACCAAUGCACAAUUGAUAAAAACAGGAGGAAGAGCUGUCAGGCCUGCCGACUACGCAAGUGCUAUGAAGUGGGCAUGAUGAAAGGUGGGUUACGGAAAGACCGAAGAGGAGGGAGAAUGUUGAAACACAAGCGCCAAAGGGAUGAUGGGGAGAGCAGGAAUGACGCGGGGUCCUCUGGAGACAUGAGAGCUGCCAGCCUUUGGCCAAGCCCUCUCUUGAUUAAGCACACGAAGAAGAACAGCCCUGCCUUAUCGCUGACAGCCGACCAGAUGGUCAGUGCCUUGAUGGAGGCCGAGCCCCCCAUCAUCUAUUCCGAGUACGAUCCGAGCAGACCCUUCAGUGAAGCUUCGAUGAUGGGCUUGCUGACCAACCUCGCCGACAGGGAGCUGGUUCACAUGAUUAACUGGGCAAAGAGGGUGCCAGGCUUUGUGGAUUUGACCCUCCAUGAUCAGGUCCACCUUUUGGAAUGUGCAUGGCUAGAGAUCCUGAUGAUUGGUCUCGUCUGGCGCUCCAUGGAGCACCCAGGGAAGCUCCUGUUUGCUCCUAACUUGCUGUUGGACAGGAACCAGGGAAAAUGUGUAGAGGGCAUGGUGGAGAUCUUUGACAUGUUGCUGGCUACAUCAUCUCGGUUUCGUAUGAUGAAUCUCCAGGGAGAGGAGUUUGUGUGCCUCAAAUCCAUCAUUUUGCUCAAUUCUGGAGUGUACACGUUUCUGUCCAGCACUCUGAAGUCUCUGGAGGAGAAGGACCACAUCCACCGUGUCCUGGACAAGAUCACGGACACCUUGAUCCAUCUGAUGGCCAAGGCAGGCCUGACUCUGCAGCAGCAGCACCGGCGCCUGGCCCAGCUCCUCCUCAUCCUCUCCCACAUCAGGCACAUGAGUAACAAAGGCAUGGAGCAUCUGUACAACAUGAAGUGCAAGAACGUGGUGCCCCUGUACGACCUGCUGCUGGAGAUGCUGGAUGCCCACCGCCUGCACGCCCCGGCCAGCCGAGGGGCCGCCCCCAUGGAGGAGCCGCACCAGGGCCAGAUGGCCACCACGGGCCCAACUUUACCACAUUCCCUGCCAACAUAUUACAUCAGUGGGGAGGCAGAGGGUUUCCCCAACACGGUCUGAGGGCUCCCCACCCCCCGAGUGUCUGAGAAUCCCCGCAGCGUUCUCCCCACGUCAUACACCACCAUAGCAAAAUCCUGCUCCUGAACACACUCCGGCUUGCACCCACCACCACGGCUUCCUACCCUGAGUGGCCUUUCGUCUGCUUGCUCAGUCCUUAGUGGCACGCCUUCUUUCGGGAACAGCCAGAGGGAUUCCAGGGCUAACUUCUUGGUGAGAGCUGUCCUUCUCCCUUUGCUACGUUGUUAAGCACGAGGAUUCCUGGAGCUGGUCGUGACUGAACUCGGCCUCCGAGCUGGGGCUCCGAUGAGCGUGCACUGAAGCUACUUACCUAGAGCCAGGCCUGGGGAGUGGAUGCUGCGCUUCUGCGAAGCACUUUUUAAUGAAUCUAAGCCACAGGGAAGUGGCUCCUUUAACUGCCGACUUGGAGAAAGCUAGAUGGAGGGUUUCUUUAGCAUCCUCUUGUAUUCCUAUAGUCAUGUAUCUUUUUAUUAAAGUAUCACCUUCAAGCUUC